GCCCAGGGCUGACUUAUGCGGCGCCUGGAGGGGCUGUGUCUGCGGCGGCGGCGGCGGCGGGGCCCUGGCCGCGAGCGGAGCGGGGACAAGAUGAAGUACCAGAAGUACCUGACGGUGCUGCAGAUGGCCAUCGGCGUCACGCCGUCCAACCGCGGCAGCCUGCUGCCGCUCAAGAGGAGGCUGUGGGUAACGCCGUCCUCUGAAAACCCCAGUGGUGCUACUUCUAGUGUCAGCCAAGGAAAGCCUUCUUUAAGACGAAUUAAAGGGAGACUGCACAGGAGCAAGAGCCUCGAUAGCAUCGAUUUCUGUGAACUCACUAACACAACAAUGGAGGAAACAGCUAUAUGGGAACAACACACGGUGACACUUCACAGGGCUCCUGGAUUUGGAUUUGGAAUUGCAAUAUCUGGUGGAAGAGAUAAUCCACAUUUCCAGAGCGGGGAAACCUCCAUCGUGAUUUCAGAUGUGCUAAAGGGGGGGCCUGCAGAAGGACAGCUGCAGGAAAAUGACCGGGUGGCAAUGGUUAAUGGAGUCUCCAUGGAUAAUGUUGAGCAUGCGUUUGCUGUUCAGCAACUAAGGAAAAGUGGGAAAAAUGCAAAAAUUACCAUUCGAAGGAAGAAGAAAGUUCAGAUCCCAGUAAAUCGUCCUGAUCCUGAGCCUGUGUCUGAGAACGAAGAGGACAGUUACGACGAGGAGGCGCAUGACCCCAGAAGUGGCCGUGGGGCCCUGGCAAACAGGAGGAGCGAGAAGAGCUGGGGCCGAGAUAGGAGUGCCAGUCGGGAGAGGAGUCUGUCCCCGAGGUCUGACAGGCGGUCUGUGGCCUCCAGUCAGCCUGCCAGACCCACCAAAGUCACCCUGGUGAAGUCCCGGAAGAAUGAAGAAUAUGGUCUUCGAUUGGCCAGCCAUAUAUUUGUGAAGGAAAUUUCACAAGAUAGUUUGGCAGCAAGAGAUGGCAAUAUUCAAGAAGGCGAUGUUGUAUUGAAGAUAAAUGGUACCGUGACGGAAAACAUGUCACUGACAGAUGCGAAGACGCUGAUCGAGAGGUCUAAGGGCAAGUUAAAGAUGGUGGUUCAGAGAGAUGAGCGGGCUACCCUGCUGAAUGUCCCUGACCUUUCUGACAGCAUCCACUCUGCUGACGCCUCCGAGAGGGACGAUAUUUCAGAAAUCCAGUCACUGGCAUCAGACCAUUCGGGUCGAUCCCACGACCGGCCUCCCCGUCACAGCCGCUCUCGGUCUCCUGACCAGCGGUCCGAGCCUUCUGACCAUUCUAGACACUCUCCACAGCAGCCCAGCAGUGGCAGUCUCCGGAGCAGAGAGGAAGAGAGAAUUUCUAAACCAGGGGCUGUCUCGACUCCGGUAAAGCAUGCAGAUGAUCACACACCUAAAACAGUGGAAGAAGUUGUAGUUGAGCGAAAUGAGAAACAAGCACCCAAUCUUCCAGAACCAAAGCCUGUGUAUGCCCAGGUAGGACAGCCAGACGUGGAUUUACCUGUCAGUCCAUCUGAUGGUGUCCUGCCCAACUCAACUCAUGAAGAUGGCAUUCUUCGGCCCAGCAUGAAGUUAGUAAAAUUCAGGAAAGGAGAUAGUGUGGGUCUUCGGCUAGCUGGUGGAAACGAUGUUGGCAUAUUUGUAGCUGGUGUUCUCGAAGACAGCCCUGCUGCCAAAGAAGGCUUGGAGGAGGGCGACCAGAUCCUCAGGGUAAACAAUGUAGAUUUCACAAAUAUCAUAAGAGAAGAAGCCGUCCUCUUCCUGCUUGACCUCCCAAAAGGAGAAGAAGUGACCAUAUUGGCUCAGAAGAAAAAAGAUGUUUAUCGUCGCAUCGUAGAAUCCGAUGUGGGUGAUUCUUUCUAUAUCAGAACCCAUUUUGAAUAUGAGAAGGAAUCUCCCUAUGGACUCAGUUUUAACAAAGGAGAGGUGUUCCGUGUCGUGGACACUCUGUACAAUGGGAAGCUGGGGUCCUGGCUCGCCAUUCGGAUUGGCAAAAACCAUAAAGAGGUGGAACGUGGCAUCAUCCCAAACAAAAACAGAGCUGAGCAGUUAGCCAGUGUGCAGUAUACACUUCCCAAGACAGCAGGGGGAGACCGCGCUGACUUCUGGAGGUUCCGCGGUCUGCGCAGCUCCAAGAGAAACCUGCGCAAGAGCCGAGAAGACCUCUCAGCCCAGCCAGUCCAGACCAAGUUCCCGGCGUAUGAGAGGGUGGUUCUUCGAGAAGCUGGAUUCCUGAGGCCUGUAACCAUCUUUGGACCAAUAGCUGAUGUUGCCAGGGAGAAGCUGGCAAGAGAGGAGCCAGAUAUUUACCAGAUCGCAAAAAGUGAACCUCGGGAUGCAGGAACCGACCAGCGCAGCUCUGGCAUUAUUCGCCUCCACACAAUAAAGCAGAUAAUAGAUCAGGACAAACAUGCCUUGCUGGAUGUAACGCCCAAUGCAGUAGACCGUCUGAACUAUGCCCAGUGGUAUCCAAUAGUGGUGUUCCUCAACCCGGACUCAAAGCAGGGUGUGAAAACAAUGCGGAUGAGGUUAUGUCCAGAAUCUCGGAAAAGCGCCAGGAAGUUAUAUGAGCGCUCUCAUAAACUUCGUAAAAAUAAUCACCAUCUUUUUACAACUACAAUUAACUUAAAUUCAAUGAAUGAUGGCUGGUAUGGUGCAUUGAAAGAAGCAAUCCAGCAACAACAGAACCAGUUGGUAUGGGUUUCUGAGGGAAAGGCGGAUGGUGCUACAAGUGAUGACCUUGAUUUGCAUGAUGAUCGUCUGUCCUACCUGUCAGCCCCAGGUAGUGAAUACUCAAUGUAUAGCACGGACAGUAGACACACUUCUGACUAUGAAGACACAGAUACAGAAGGCGGGGCCUACACUGAUCAAGAACUAGAUGAGACCCUAAAUGAUGAGGUGGGGACUCCCCCGGAGUCUGCCAUUACCCGGUCCUCUGAGCCUGUCAGAGAGGACUCCUCUGGAAUGCAUCCUGACCACCAGGCAUAUCCUCCCUACUCACCACAAGCGCAGCCACAGCCAGGCCAUAGAAUAGACUCCCCUGGAUUUAAAACAGCCUCUCAACAGAAAGCAGAAGCCUCAUCUCCAGGCCCUUACCUUUCGCCUGAAACAAACCCGGCACCAUCAGCCUCUGCUGUUAAUCCUCACGUAGACUUAACUAAUGUCAGACUGGAGGAGCCGAGCCCAGCUCCCCCUUCCUCUGACUCACCACACGCCGACUCUUUACGAGCUCCAGGCACUGAGGCCGCUCACGUGCAGCUCAGAGGUCCAGAGCCGUCCCUGUCGUCGCAUGUGGGCCCAGCAAAGGUGUACAGGAAGGACCCCUACCCUGAGGAGAUGAUGAGACAGAACCACGUCUUGAAGCAGCCGGCUGCGGUUCACCCUGGGCAGAGGCCAGACAAGGAGCAAGGCCUGAGCUACGAGCCGCAGCCUCCGUACACAGAGCGACAGGCUGGCAGGGAGUUGGAGCAGCCUGCAUACAGAUAUGAUGCCUCUAGCUACCCGGAGCAGUUUGCUCGGAACUAUGACCAUCGUCUGCGCUAUGAUGACCGCCUCCUCACCUACGAGGAGCAGUGGCCCUACUACGACGACAAGCAGCCUUACCAGCCCCGGCCUCUUGAUGGUCAGCCUCCCGCGGAGCCAACAGAACGAGGGUAUUUUCCCCGUUUUGAGGAGCCAGUGCCCCUGUCCUAUGAAGGCCGAGCGCACUAUGACCCACUGCCCAGGACCUCCACCUUGCGGCACGAAGAGCCUCCUGCCCCUGCCCCUGCCCCUGGGUACGACGUGCACGGCAGGUACCGGCCUGACGCGCAGCCCUACUCCACUGCUGGCCCCAAGGUGCCCCCUGAGCCCAAGCCGUACUUGGACCAGUACCCUCGGAGUUACGAGCCAGCGCCAGCCCAGGGCUUCCCCUCCAGGGCAGGCCCAGGCCACUACGAGCCUCUUCACAGCACCACGCUCGCUCCACCACUUGGCCCCUCGUCCCAGCACAAGCCCGAAGUCCCGCCCACAGGCUCCAAACCCCUGCCUCCACCCCCAGCUCCAGCUGAGGAGGAGGAAGACCCAGCCAUGAAGCCACAAUCCGUGCUCACCAGAGUGAAGAUGUUUGAGAACAAGAGGUCUGCUUCCAUGGAGAACAGGAAGGAUGAGAGCCAUUCCACUAGUUUCAAGCCCUCAGAAGUCACGUCAAAACCGGCAGGUGCUCCUGUCCCAGGUCCCAAAGCCCCUGCUCCGGGUCAGCUCGGUGAACACGACAGAGCAGCGCAUAGGAUUCCUGAACCACAGAAGCCUCACGUGAAGCCACCUGAAGACAUUGUUCGGGCAAAUCACUAUGACCCCGAGGAGGAUGAGGAGUACUACCGGAAGCAGCUCUCCUACUUCGAUCGGAGAAGCUUUGAGGCCAAGCCCCCCACCCACAUCCCCACUAGCCACCUCUCCGAGCCCACCAGGCCGGCUCACCCCCAAUCUCAGCCACAGUUUGCCGGUUACUCUUCCAAGGGGAAGGCUGCUGAGGCCGAAGCUGUGGACAGGUCAUUCGGGGAGAAGCGCUAUGACCCGCUGCAGGCGACGCCCCCCCCUCCGCCGCUGCCCGCUCAGUACAGCCAGACUGCUCAACCCAGCCCCAACACGGCUCUCGGCCUCCACGCACACACCAAGGGGGCGCACGGUGAAGGUAAUGCCAUGUCAUUGGAUUUUCAGAACUCGUUAGUGUCCAAACCAGACCCACCUCCAUCUCAGAAUAAGCCAGCAGCUUACAGACCAGCCCCUCGAGAGGAUGCUGUCCAGUCUGCCUUCUACCCACAAAAGAGUUUCCCAGAGAAAGCCCCAGCUAAUGGGGUCGAGCAGACGCAGAAAACCGUCACGCCAGCAUACAAUCGAUUCACACCAAAACCAUACACAAGCUCUGCACGGCCGUUUGAACGCAAGUUUGAAAGCCCUAAAUUCAACCACAAUCUCUUGCCGAAUGAAACCGCACACAAACCUGACCUGUCCUCCAAAGCCCCUGCUUCUCCGAAAACCCUCCUGAAGUCUGCACAGCCUCCUGAGUUUGACAGUGGUGUGGAGACCUUCUCUGUCCACACAGACAACAAGCUGAAAUACCAAGUAAACAGUGUUAGCACGGGGCCGAGAGCAGUGCCCGUGAGUCCCUCAGCCGUGGAGGAAGAUGAAGAUGAAGACGGUCACACAGUGGUGGCUACUGCCCGCGGCGUGUUUAACAGCAAUGGUGGGGUGCUGAGCUCCAUUGAGACCGGUGUCAGCAUCAUCAUCCCCCAGGGAGCCAUUCCUGAGGGGGUGGAACAGGAGAUCUACUUCAAGGUCUGCCGCGACAACAGCAUCCUGCCGCCUUUGGACAAAGAGAAGGGUGAGACCCUGCUGAGCCCCCUAGUGAUGUGUGGGCCCCAUGGCCUCAAGUUCCUGAAGCCCGUGGAGCUGCGCCUACCACACUGUGCGUCCAUGACUCCUGACGGUUGGUCUUUUGCUCUAAAAUCAUCCGACUCCUCGUCGGGUGAUCCUAAAACCUGGCAAAACAAGUGUCUUCCUGGAGAUCCAAAUUAUCUUGUUGGAGCAAACUGUGUUUCUGUCCUGAUUGACCACUUUUAAUCCUUAAAAUAUAUGAACUUGAUUAAAUAAUGUGAAACUGGGUUAAACUUACUAAAUCUAAAAUGGAACCACUCUAUCAAGUAGUACCUUUUCCUGGAGUUGAUCCUGCAGUGUGUUAGUUUUACGCGCUGUGUUGGGAUGGGGGAGGCUGAGGGUGCGUGCCUGGGAACAUGCUGCCCACUGUCCAUUUGGGGCUGGUGUGGGCUGGAGGCUUAGAGAUGAGAUGCUUUGUCAUGACUUUUGUACUUUUAUAUGGUCACUUACUUAACAUUGAUUUCCGUUAAAAUACCAGCCAGUGAAUGGGGUGCAUUUGAGUUCUAGUCUUUCCAAAGUACACUGUUUCAGACUUUCUUAUGGCCCUGGCCUGCACACACAUUUAUUUUAUUAUGCAUGAAAUAAUAUGCACAUAUUUUUAAAAUGCACCUCGAAUAUAUAACCAGUGUAGUGGAUUUAACAGAAAUGUACAGCAAGGGGAAUUUGUGGUGUGUUGGGGGGGAGGUGCGGGUCAAGUGAAGACAAUGACUUACUUACUGUAUACGAAAACUCACUUUUCUUAGGGAAGGACACCAAAGCAUGAGACUGGUUCCGUGGCCUCUUCUGGAUCUAUAAAUUAACCAUAUCACCGCAGACAUACUGACCAGCAGGAAUGCCUUACCCUCAUGUUUUUGUUAGAUCAUUCUGUCUGUGUAUCACUAAGUUUUAUGGCUUUGUGCGCAUCUAGAUACUGUAUCAUGAAAAAGAUGGAGUAAAUUGUGGAUUUGGUGGUUUCAGAAAUGUGUGAUCACCCAGAAGAAAAUAAUGGUGUGAUUUUGGGUGUGUUUUUUUUUUUCCGGCAAGAGGCAGUGGUUGUUUUUCUUUUGGCAAUGCAUUUGAUAAAUUUUGAUGUUUUAAGGAUGCUUGUACAUAAAGCGUGCAUACCACUUUGUUCUUGGUUUGUAAAUUAACUUUUAUAAACUUUACCUUUUUUAUACAUAAACAAAACCAAGUUUCUUAAGGCUACCUUUGUAUUCUCUCCUGUACCUCUUGAGCCUUGAACUUUGACUUCUGCAGCAAUAAAGCAGCAUUUCUAUGACACACACAAGGUCAUUUUUUUAAGAAAAAAGGAUGCACAGAGUUGUUACAUUUUUAAGUGCUGCAUUCAGAAGACACAGUUACUCAGAAUUCUCUAGUUUGAAUAAAUUCUUGCAAAGUAUCCCUACUGUAAUUUGUGAUACGAUGCUGUGCCCUAAAGUGUAUUUUUUUACUAAUAGACAAUUUAUUAUGGCACAUCAGCACAAUUUCUGUUUAGAUAAUACACCACUACAUUCUGUUAAUCAUUAGGUGUGACUGGAUUUCUUUUACAGUUAUUAAAAACUCAAAUUUCUAAAUCUGCAGAAUAAAACUUUUUAAAAUAA
Molecule: messenger RNA, 6983 nt
Organism: Bubalus bubalis (water buffalo)
Lineage: Eukaryota; Metazoa; Chordata; Mammalia; Artiodactyla; Bovidae
Gene: TJP1
Product: tight junction protein 1
Exons: 29
Coding region: 16-5589 (1857 amino acids)
Biological process (GO): establishment of endothelial intestinal barrier; cell-cell junction organization; positive regulation of blood-brain barrier permeability
Cellular component (GO): plasma membrane; bicellular tight junction
Molecular function (GO): cell adhesion molecule binding
Source: RefSeq, a predicted model, not a curated record